Thermothielavioides terrestris NRRL 8126 is the source of this 812-nucleotide messenger RNA. RefSeq lists its product as uncharacterized. Gene Ontology annotation, molecular function: metalloendopeptidase activity. NCBI's taxonomy places the organism in Eukaryota, Fungi, Ascomycota, Sordariomycetes, Sordariales, Chaetomiaceae. The record is from RefSeq and is a predicted model, not a curated record. Gene Ontology annotation, cellular component: extrinsic component of mitochondrial inner membrane. The transcript has a single exon. Gene Ontology annotation, biological process: mitochondrial protein processing; mitochondrial proton-transporting ATP synthase complex assembly. The coding region runs from base 116 to 745 and encodes 209 amino acids.
AAUUGAUCCCUUCCUAGGAAGCACUUAAUUAUCUGAUAGAUCCGGCCGCCUCAGGGACUCAUCAACGCCUAUCGCCUCCCCAAAAAAACAGUCCCCUCCCGGCGCAACCACCGCCAUGGCAACACUACCACCCGCGACACCAUCACGGUCACAAACCUCCUCCGCCUCCGAGUCCAGCACACCGUCCUCCCACACCCAACUCUCCCAACCGCCACCAUCAACAACCCCACCGGCCGCCCCGCUCCCGCGCUUCCUCGAAAAUGACCCUGCCCGCACGGGCUACGACCCAUCGCUCAAGUGGUGGAUCAACUACUUCCGCAUCCUGACGGGGCAGGUGACGCGCGAGGGGAUCGAGCACUACCGGGAGGACCGGUACCGGGCGAACGAGGCGCGGGACUGCGCGCGGUGCGAGGCGCACCGCGACUACCUGUUCCGGUACUCGCCGGUGAUCCGGUUCCUGCGCGACAAGGUGGCCGCGCUGAACGGCACGCUGGACGCCUCCAACGUGGUGUGCCGCCGCUGCCCCGCCCGCGUCGCCGAGGACGGCCGCGUCGUCCGCCAGGGCGGCGGCUUCAGCCCCGACCACGGCAUCCUCAUCUGCGCCAACGAGAUGCGCGACCGCAGCCACCUCGAGGACACCCUGGCCCACGAGAUGGUGCACGCCUGGGACCACCUGCGGUGGAAGGUGGACUGGUCGGGGACGGGCAACUUGAGGCAUGCGGCCUGUACCGAGGUGCGUGGCUGAUAAACUUCUCUGGGGCAUGGCUCCGGUUGCGGACCUGUCUGGUUGCUGACUGCCGUUUGUGUGCCCA